AUUGCAAAGCAGGCAGCUUGAUUGGGAGGAGUCGAGAAACAAGAAUGAAUGAUCAUUGUCAGCUGCUACUGCAUCCAUAGGGAAGUGUUAGCUUGCUAUUCUCUGAGGCAAGCAGCGCUGUAGAUGCAGGUGUUAGCACUCCUUAUCAGCCUAAGUAAAGCUUUGCCUUCUAUGUUGAUGGAGUAUUCAACGACCUGGCACCAUUCAGCCAAGAAGCAGAGAGAAGCUUGAAGCAGGGGACAGCAAGUUUCAUGCAGAAAAUGAUCAUGCUAUAAGGUCUUUUACAUAUUUAUUCUGCAGGCAAUUAAAAAACCAAGCAAUUGAGGAAACAAGAUAAUACAGAAAUGGGAAAGUUAAAAUUUCUAGAGACUAUAUUGUUUGUCUCCUUUGAGCCUCUAGGAUGUUUCUUUGCAUUCAUUUGUUCUGAUUCCAGUUUGGUGACCUGCACUCUCUAGACAAUGGCAAUCCACAGGAACAAUUUAUCUGAAUAAGAUGUAAAGAUCUAACAUCUCUGAAGAAUGAAUGAAAUACAGCCUUCCUAUUGGAACAGCACACCUGACUUGUCCAACAAAUCAUGGAGUGGAGGGCAUUACUACCAAGUGAUCAUUGCAGCAGAAACCAUCAUCCUUCCUGCUCUAAUUGGGAUUAUCUGCUCAAUGGGAUUAGUUGGCAAUAUCCUCAUUGUAUUUACUAUAGUAAGGUCUAGAAAAAAAACAAUUCCAGAUAUUUAUAUCUGCAAUCUGGCUGUAGCAGAUUUGGUCCAUAUCAUUGGCAUGCCCUUUCUCAUUCAUCAGUGGGCACGAGGAGGAGAGUGGGUAUUUGGCAGCCCUCUGUGUACCAUCAUUACAUCAUUAGACACGUCCAACCAGUUUGCAUGCAGCGCUAUUAUGACAGUAAUGAGUUUGGACAGGUAUUUGGCUCUUGUUCAACCAUUUCGCCUCACCAGCCUGAGAACAAGAUCAAAGACUAUUCGAGUUAAUUUAUGCCUGUGGGCUGCUUCACUUAUCCUGGUGUUUCCUGUGUGGGUCUACUCAAAAGUAAUCAGAUUCAAAGACGGUUUGGAGAGUUGUGCUUUUGAUCUAACAUCACCUGAUGAUGUACUUUGGUACACACUCUAUCUGACUAUAACAACUUUCUUUUUUCCAUUACCACUGAUAUUCAUUUGCUAUAUAUUAAUUUUAUGUUACACAUGGGAGAUGUAUCAGCAAAACAAGAAAGCGGGAUGUUACAAUACCAGUAUCCCAAGACGAAGGGUCAUGAGGCUGACCAAGAUGGUUCUGGUGCUGGUUGGUGUAUUUGUUGUAAGUGCUGCCCCCUACCACGUGAUACAGCUUGUGAAUCUUCAGAUUUCCCAGCCAUCACUGACAUUCUACGUGAGCUAUUACUUCUCUAUCUGCCUCAGCUAUGCCAGCAGUGGCAUUAACCCUUUCCUUUACAUACUACUUAGUGGGAACUUUCGGAAGCGUCUGACUCGGUGCACAAGUAUCAAGCUCAAGAUGACAGAACGUGAAGUUAACAACAUAGAAAACACACUGCGAUCAAGCUUUUAAAAGGAGUGUUUAUUCAUUGAGAGAGAGGUUACAUAUAUAUCUAUUUUUAUGAUUUAAGUGACUAAGUCUCAUUCCCUUCUCACAUACUAGUAUAACUCAGGAGUGUCUUUUUCAUGGUCAAUGGAUUUACAUUUGUGUAAAGUUAGUGAGAGAGAAGAGUCGGACCCACUAUUUGCAUAUUAGGUUAUGUGGUGGAAGGAUGCUGUACAAAAGUGUUCUUUGUUAUCGUGCAAUUGCCUCCUUAAUGAUGAAUUCUGCGAGCUUCUAAAAUGACACGAUACAGGAUAGAAGGACUGUCCACAGUUGGUAUGCUCAG
Molecule: messenger RNA, 1866 nt
Organism: Pelodiscus sinensis (Chinese soft-shelled turtle)
Lineage: Eukaryota; Metazoa; Chordata; Testudines; Trionychidae
Gene: MCHR2
Product: melanin concentrating hormone receptor 2
Biological process (GO): neuropeptide signaling pathway
Cellular component (GO): neuron projection; plasma membrane
Molecular function (GO): G protein-coupled receptor activity; neuropeptide binding
Source: RefSeq, a predicted model, not a curated record